AUUACUAAAGCUAAAAUAUGGCCCAGUUAAUCUGGUUUCACGGCCCAGUCCAUUCGGUUUCACCUCUGCCCAGAGCUAAACCGACAGCGCCAGACCUUCUAGGCCUCUCUUAGCCGUGAAGGCUCGUGCCGAUUAUACUCGAGUACUUGUAAUAGCAGGCGUCCCACUCCUGUACAAAGAUGACAUCGUCAAAGUCCAGCCGGAGACACAGAAGCCGCCGGGGCGAUUCGGAUUCGGAAUCUGCAUCCGACUCAACUUCGGAGUCGGACAGGAGCCACCGCAGGAGCCGGAGUCGAAAUCGCAGCAGUAGCCGACGAUUAGACUCCCAUAAUUCUGAAAGUGACACCCAUGAGCGAUCGAGGAAGAAGAGCAAGAGGAAGAUUACAGAGGAAGAAAUCUCUGAAUACCUAGCUAAGAAGGCACAGAAAAAGGCUAUGAAAGUCGCCAAGAAGUUGAAGUCGCAAAAUUUGUCUGGAUAUUCCAACGAAUCAAAUCCCUUCGGCGAUUCUAACCUUAAUGAGAAGUGAGUUCAUCUUGUCCCUCU
This is a messenger RNA of Olea europaea var. sylvestris, 544 nucleotides long. RefSeq names its product cactin-like. The transcript is spliced from 2 exons. Bases 180 to 527 code for a protein of 115 amino acids. The record is from RefSeq and is a predicted model, not a curated record. NCBI's taxonomy places the organism in Eukaryota, Viridiplantae, Streptophyta, Magnoliopsida, Lamiales, Oleaceae.